This is a messenger RNA of Myxocyprinus asiaticus (Chinese sucker), 1380 nucleotides long. Its product is annotated as fibroblast growth factor 12-like. Lineage: Eukaryota; Metazoa; Chordata; Actinopteri; Cypriniformes; Catostomidae. Gene Ontology annotation, molecular function: growth factor activity; fibroblast growth factor receptor binding. Gene Ontology annotation, cellular component: cytoplasm. The transcript has 5 exons. The record is from RefSeq and is a predicted model, not a curated record. Gene Ontology annotation, biological process: positive regulation of protein phosphorylation; cell differentiation; regulation of cell migration. Bases 243 to 893 code for a protein of 216 amino acids.
UUCGAUAGGAGUUUAGGCUGUUUUACAUGCACACAGAGAGACAGACAGAGCAGAAAGAUACGUUUGUAAGUGAGAGACUGAGACAAAACUGUAACACACAUCGACCAAUCAAUCAAACACACACACACACACACACACUGACAGGUCUGACAGAUUUUUAAACAGGAGUUCACACACACUCAGACAGACCGAUAUCUUGUGUGUGUGUGUGUGUGUGUGUGUGAGAGAGAGAGAGAGAGGUCAUGACACAUUAUUGUAGUCUGUUCCGUCGACUGCUGUCUCACGACAGUAAAGGAGAGGAUGAGGAUGAAGCCGAAGGACCGAUGAAGACCGUCAGCACUGAACCUGAGCCUCAGUUAAAGGGAAUUGUGACCAGGCUCCUCAGUGAGCAGGGCUUCUUCCUGCAGAUGCAGCCUGAUGGAACCGUCAAUGGGAGCAAAGAUGAAAACAGCGACUACACUCUCUUUAAUCUGAUUCCGGUGGGUUUGAGAGUCGUGGCGAUACAGGGCGUGAAAGCGGGACUUUACGUGGCCAUGAACGGAGAGGGUUUCCUGUACUCAUCGGACAUGUUCACAGCGGAGUGUAAGUUUAAGGAGAGUGUGUUUGAGAAUUAUUAUGUGAUCUACUCGUCCACGCUGUACCGUCAGCACGAGAGCGGACGCGCCUGGUUCCUUGGACUCAAUAAAGAAGGAAUAAUUAUGAAGGGGAACCGGGUCAAGAAAACAAAACCGUGUUCACACUUUGUGCCCAAACCUAUUGAAGUGUGUAUGUAUAAGGAGCCGUCGCUGCAUGACAUUGACGAGAAGCAGCGAUCGAGGAAAAACUCAGGAACUCCAACUAUGGGCAUCAGAAAAGAGCUGAACCAGGACUCUACUGAUCAUGAAGGAUCAUAGCCACACACACAAACACACACACACACACACACAUACACACACACACACACACACACACUGACCUGUAAAUGAACACACAUGCACACACUCACUCACACACACACACACACACACACAGUGACCCCUGGAGCUGAAUGCUUUCUUACACCCAAACAAACAACAGCAACUUCAGCAUCAACAAACAUCCAUUCAAAUAAAAUAAAAGAAGUAACAUGAAAAAAAGCUGAAUUCUUGCCUGUGAAAACAUUUUAGGAAUAUUUGAAAAUCAGGACAUGAUUUUACAUUUUAUGCAAAGUCUGGCAAGAGUUUGUUCACGGCACGUUGUCGUGGAGACGCGUGAGGGUGUUUCUGUUGGGAGUCCGAGCUUUAAGCCAUGUUCGAUAUUCAUGCAUUGAUUUAUGAAUGCCAAAAGCACUUUCACUCACUGAAAUAUUGUGCACCUCAUGAAUAUUGAAUGUUCUCAUUGAUUGUGUCCUCCAAUCAUUUC